Messenger RNA from Labrus mixtus (cuckoo wrasse), 1294 nucleotides. RefSeq names its product gem (nuclear organelle) associated protein 2 (gene gemin2). The transcript has 10 exons. The record is from RefSeq and is a predicted model, not a curated record. Lineage: Eukaryota; Metazoa; Chordata; Actinopteri; Labriformes; Labridae. Bases 175 to 972 code for a protein of 265 amino acids. Gene Ontology annotation, biological process: spliceosomal complex assembly; spliceosomal snRNP assembly. Gene Ontology annotation, cellular component: nucleus; spliceosomal complex; SMN complex.
CGACGUCAUAUGCCUGCGUUUUAAACAACAUGGCCACCUAGUUGGAGAGUAGUCGAACCACUUGCGAAAAACUCGUUGUUUUGGUCGCCAGAGGAACUGUAUUUUACAAGUCGUGGAUUUCAACAAGUGUGGCAGCAUUUCACUUUGUGUGUUUUUGAUAAGAAUUGAUUGAAAAUGAAGUCGGACGCGGAGGAGUUAAUGCCGAGGCUGCUGCCCGUUGACUUCGGAGCCAGUACAGAAGAGCUGGACCUGAACGGACCUCCGAGAAACCCCCGAGAAUACCUCCGACAAGUCCAGCUGGAGGCAUCACUUUGUCCAGAGGUGGUGGUUGCACAAAUUGACCCAAAGAAACUGAAGAAGAAACAAACAGUUAAUGCCUCUGUGGCAGGUUGCCAUGCGGCUCCAGUGGGUUUCUCCCCCAGUCUCCGUUGGCAGCAGCAGCAAGUCAGUAACUUCUCAGAUGUCAGACAGUCCAUCACCAAGAACAGAAUACACUGGAGCAGCCAGACUCUGGAUGACAACGUGCUGAUGCCAAAGCUAACAGAUGAAGAGGGCUGGAAAAGAUUUUGUUUAGGAGAGACAGUCUAUCUGGGUACUUCCUCCUGCCAGACAAAUGCUGAACCAGAACCAGCGCUGGACUACAGUAAAAUUGGCUUCCCUCCCUUCCUCAGCAUAGUCAGCAGACUGAAUCAGUCCACCGUGCUGAUGCUGUUGGAAAUUCUCAUCAGUUGGUUUGAGGAACACGAGUUUGCUCCUCAGCUGGGACGCUGGCUGUAUUCUCUGUUGGCCUGCCUGGAAAAGCCUCUGAUACCUGAAGCCCACUCCUGCAUCAGACAGCUGGCCAGGCGAUGUUCUCAGCUCCGUAGCACACUGGAGAGUCAGGAAGACGAGAAACUGCCUCCCCUCAACCUGCUCAUCUGUCUUGUUGCCAGGUACUUUGAGCAGAAUGACCUGGCAGACCAGCCAGAGUGAACAGCGUUGAGCUGUAAUGACUUCUAUCAACACAACAUGAAGAAGAAAUGUGUUCUGAGCUUUUCUUACCGAUGCAGCCUUCAGUCACAAGGCUCCACAAUCUCACUGUGAACACACUGCAGAGAAAUGUUGAAAAGAAAGUGGCAGAGGACACGGACACUCGGGACUGUGUGGGAUCUUCAUACACGCCAAUGAUGAGGACUGGAACAUGAACUCAUGACCUACUAUCUCUAUUAACUGGGUGUUUUGGAGCUCAGUCCUGAGGUUUUUCAUGCAUCAAAUUAUUUGCCCAUUAAACAUUUAUGAUGAUUUGUAGAACUGA